AUGGUUCUCGAAGACGCCUGGAGCGAAAACGCCCCUCCCUCCGACGACGACUCAUACUCGAGCUCCAACAGCGGCAAUGGCAGCGGCGCCCAAUACACGGUAAACACUGCUGGCUUCUCUAGGCCGCUUCCUAUCAUUGGCAAACUGUUUGGCUACAGCGACCAAUUCAUGGCCCAACUGGUCCAAACCAGACUUCAGCACAUGGCCAAGGUGCUCCAACGGCAGCCCGAUAUCGAGGAAGUCACCGCCAUCGCCUUCUGGACAUCAAAGCAGGUCUCUAUCAUGUCAUAUGGGCCAUUCGUUGGAGUAGUUGGAGGAUGUUGGCGGGCUUGGCAGACCGCUGAUACAUUUCGAUUUCCAUUCUUCCAAGCUAAUUUAGAGACGUUUCAAAAGGAAGUGUUCCCACAUACGAACAUGGCGAUAUUGAGGGGGAAUAGGGCAGUUCAGGCAUGGCAUCUUCUUAGGACCUUCUCAUAUGGCGUUUGUGGGAAUUUCUUCUCGACCAUGUUUUUCGGAAGCUAUUCCGUGAGCGUUGCUGCGGUUGGGGAAGCGUCGGAUAAGAGGUUGAAGGCUUAUGUGGAAGCCGUUCGAAAACAAGGACAGCAGAGAGUCGGGAAACUACCCGGGUCGCCAGGUCAGAGGCCACAGGGCCCUCCUGUGCCGGUAGGUGCGCAGGGACAUGAUGAUGCUAGUCCGACGGGUGGCAUGUUUAUGGGAGCAGAGCCAGAAAUCCCGCAAGAAGAGUCACAGUGGAAACCUCCGCCUCAAUCGAGACCUGCUCCAAUUCAGACACAAGCACCAGAACCACAAAGCCAGCCUUUCGAUGUAUUCGGCGAGGACACCCCCACGGCCGCUCAACAAGGUGCAGCCCCUGAUACUCAAGCCUCACAAUCUCAAGGCUCGGCUUGGGAACGGUUAAGACGAGGUCAACAGCCAGGAGGACAGGGUGGUGGGUGGGAUAAUGUACGGAAAACACAAGGGCCGGGGCAGAGCGACUGGUCGAAACAACAGGCUCAGUCACAGAAGGACCAGAAGCAAGGUUCCACUUUUGGAGAAAACUACUCAAUCUCAAAGACGGAUGAGGAUAGGAGUUAUGCGAAAGAAGAGGCGCAGAGAGAAUUUGAUGCUCAAGUUGAGAGAGAGAGGCGGGGUGGGGAUUCUUCUUGGAAUCAGAAAAAGUGGUGA
This is a messenger RNA of Lachnellula hyalina, 1185 nucleotides long. RefSeq lists its product as uncharacterized. Bases 1 to 1185 code for a protein of 394 amino acids. The record is from RefSeq and is a predicted model, not a curated record. Lineage: Eukaryota; Fungi; Ascomycota; Leotiomycetes; Helotiales; Lachnaceae. The transcript has a single exon.